Messenger RNA from Synchytrium microbalum, 4272 nucleotides. RefSeq lists its product as uncharacterized. Gene Ontology annotation, molecular function: ATP binding; ATP hydrolysis activity; ABC-type transporter activity. The record is from RefSeq and is a predicted model, not a curated record. Bases 1 to 4272 code for a protein of 1423 amino acids. Gene Ontology annotation, biological process: transmembrane transport. Gene Ontology annotation, cellular component: membrane. NCBI's taxonomy places the organism in Eukaryota, Fungi, Chytridiomycota, Chytridiomycetes, Synchytriales, Synchytriaceae. The transcript has 23 exons.
AUGUACACAAUCUCCACACGGUUCCAGGUUGAAGCUCUCGCUGCUGAAUUCGAUGAAAUCUGGAAAAAGGAGCUCGCACGAAAGAAACCACACCCCAACCAUCAUCGUACCUCUUCGGAUGCUCCGGAUCAGGUUUUUGGUGAUGCGGGAGUGGGUAUUGAUGUAACAGAUACAUCAGAUACUCGAGAUAACAUUACCGCAUCCACGGUUCAAGUCGAUACAACUCCUUCGGAAUCUCGUCCGUCAUCUUGGAAGAAAUGGCUUCCAGAAAGUCCAUUUCCUGAUCCGGAUGAACCUAGUCUUGCUCGUGCUUUAUGGACUCAGUUUAUAAAGCGUUGUUGGUUUAUUGGAUUUUAUAAGUUUUUUGGUGACAUGGCCAAUAUCAGUACUCCUUUGUUGCUCGCACAAAUCGUAACGUUCGUUGAACAGAGUGCAAACUCACCAACACCACCACCUGUGCAUAUGGGAUUCAUUUAUUGUGCAAUCCUCUUCAUUUUCCAAGGAAUUUCGGCCUUAAUGCAAAACAGGUUUCAAGUCAAUAGUGCUGGAUGGGCGAUGGCUGUUAGAGCUACACUCACCUCGACCAUAUAUCGGAAAUCCCUUCGUCUCAGCGCAUUGGCUCGACAAGAAUACAAUGUGGGGAGGGUCACGAACAUGAUUUCAACCGAUUCCUCUCGUCUGGAGCAGUUCUCGAGUAAUUGCUAUGUCCUUGUAACCGCUCCGAUCAUGCUCAUGGGGAUAUUUGUGGUGCUGUUGAUUGAAUUGGGACCACCAGCAAUUGCAGGAUUUGUACUCCUCAUAUGUCUGACUCCCGUCCAAGAAAGGAUGUGGAAACGCCUGUCAGCUAUCAGAAAGCAAUCUGCCGGAAUUACCGAUCAACGCGUCCGAAAUACACAGGAGAUUUUGAGUGGUAUCCGCAUAAUCAAGUUCUUUGCGUGGGAAACACCAUUCCUUGAAAGGAUUAUGAGCUUGCGAAACUCUGAAAUGAAUCAAAUCAUUCGGGCUUCAAUCACACGAGCUGCACUGCAAUCGAUCGCUUUCUCAUUUCCAGUAAUCAGUGCUGCUGUUUCAUUCGUGAUUUAUGGAUUAACUGCUCCUCGAUUGGAUCCAGCCAAGAUCUUUGCUGCUGUAUCCCUAUUUUCCAUGAUGCGUUUCCCUCUUCAGUUUCUACCAUUGAUUAUUGCUGCUUGGGCAGACUCGGCUGUAGCCAUCACCCGUAUCACUGGCCUGCUACUAGCCGAUGAAAUUGAAAAUCAACCUGUCCGAGAUGACUCUGCUCCCAAUGCAGUUCACGUUGUCUCUGCUGACUUCAUCUGGGAAACAGAAGCACCAGAGCUAGCCAAGAAGCGUGCUGCUGAAAAGAAAGCGCUGACUACCACCAACCAUCCUGGACGUGGAAUUAGUCGACUGCUUGGAAACAAGCCUGAACCAAGUACCAAACCAGAUCCUGCUUCCACUAGUGUAGAUGGUAUGAAAUCUAGUAAAGGUGGUAAAUGGUGGCGACGCAAAGACGUAGUAUUUGAAUCUGCAGAGGGUCGACCUGAAUCACCCUUGAAACCGUCGCCGCUACCAGAAUUAGAACAAGAACAUUUCUCGUUACAUAAUAUCAAUCUCACCAUUCCACGUGGUCAGCUGGUUGUGGUCGUUGGUGCUGUCGGAAGUGGAAAAUCAUCACUCUUGAACGGCUUAGUUGGAGAAUGUAAACGUACUUCCGGUCCUGAUAUUGUAUUUGGCGGAAGUGUUGGAUAUGUUUCUCAGCAACCUUGGAUUCAGGCAAGCCUGAACGCCACGGUCAAGGAGAAUAUUCUAUUCGGUCAACCAUACAAUCGUGAACGUUACUAUCGAGCCUUACACUCUGCUGCAUUGGAAAAAGACAUUGCUGUCUUCCCUCAAGGCGAUCAAACGGAUAUUGGAGAGAAGGGCAUUACGCUCAGUGGUGGUCAAAAGGCCCGCGUUUCACUUGCUCGACUGGUCUACUACUUCCCAGACAUUGUCUUACUGGACGAUCCGAUCAGUGCGGUCGAUGCUCAUGUCGGUCGAUUCCUAUUCGAAAAGUGUAUAAUGGGAGCUUUGAAAGAUACCACUCGAAUUCUUGUGACACAUCAGCUCCACUUUCUUCAUCGAGCUGACUAUGUUAUUGUCAUGAAAAAAGGACGAAUUGCAGAACGGGGCAGCUUUUCAAUGUUGAUGGAGGCAAAUGGAGAGUUUGCUGACAUGAUGCGUUCCUAUGGUGGUGUUGAAGAUGAACUACCCGAUCCGUCUAUGGACGUGUCUGAUAUGUCUAAGCACCUCAUCGCUAAGGAUUACACCAAAAUAGCAGAAGAGACUCAAAAGCAGCUUCAUUUGGGGGAAAGAUAUGCCUUUGAAAGGAUUUCAAAACAAAUCAAACUAAAUACGCAGAAUUCGCCACUUGCUCUGAUGAGUGUGGAGGACCGUGCGGUUGGUAGUGUUUCUGGAGCGGUGUAUUGGUCUUAUGCUAAAGCUGCUGGUGGUGUGCCAUUCUUGGUUACGUUGUCAAUUAUUGUCCUAGUAACUCAAAUUGCUUCAGUUGGCAAUAACUUCUGGCUUACUGUUUGGACUCGAAACCAGAUCCCUGUUCUUGGGGACAAAGGUUAUAUUGGAAUCUACUUAACAUUUGGAGUCACUCAAUCCAUCAUGCUCUUCACAUUCAGUAGCUUCAUGGCUAUUAUUUGUAAUGUAGCGGCAAGGAAGCUCCACAUUGGAUCUAUUUCAAAGGUCAUGUUUGCUCCAACAAAUUUCUUCGAUACGACCCCCAUGGGUCGAAUUAUGAAUCGAUUCGCAAGAGAUCAAGAUCAGAUUGAUACCCAGUUGGUGGAUUCUCUACGUCAAUUCAUUACGACAUUUGCUUCUGCUAUAUCAACGUUUGCGUUGAUUCUAUAUGCUACACCGAUUUUUGGAUCUGUUCUAUUGCCCAUGCUAGUUAUAUACUGGUUUAUUCAGCAGGUGUAUCGUAAGACUGCUAGGGAGCUGAAACGAUUGGAUUCGAUUACAAGAAGCCCGUUGUAUGCUUAUAUUGGAGAAACGUUAACGGGUCUCAGCACAAUCCGAGCAUUCUCGCAAGAGGGAACGUUUGUCAAACACAAUGAUUCCCUUAUCGAUACCAACAACUGUCCGUAUUAUAUGACAAUUUCCGCUCAGUAUUGGCUGUCUAUCAGGCUGAACAUGAUGGGCAACGUAAUGGUGUUUUUUGCAGCGAUGUUUGGAAUCCUGGACAGAUUCACCGUAUCAGCUGCUAUCAUUGGGCUGGCUCUCUCCUAUGCCCAACAAGUAACUCAGACAUUGUCUAUGUGUGUGCAGCAGUUUGUAAAUUGUGAAAUCCAAAUGAACUCGGUUGAACGAGUUUACUAUUAUGCCCAUUAUUUGGAGCAAGAAGCGGCACCGAUAAAUCCAGAUCAUCGACCACCCCAGAACUGGCCAAAGGCUGGCACGAUUGUCAUCAAGGAUUUGCAGAUGAAGUAUAGCGAGAAUGGACCACUCAUUCUGAAGAAUAUAUCUUUGGACAUUAAAGAUGGAGAGAAGAUUGGAAUUGUUGGACGAACAGGCAGUGGAAAGUCCAGUUUGGCGCAGGCUCUUUUCCGAAUGGUAGAACCUGCUUCUGGCAGUAGUAUCGUAGUCGAUGGAGAAGAUAUAAUGACCAUGGGACUGAAAGACUUGAGACGUGGCAUAACAAUGAUACCACAAGAUCCCAUUUUGUUUUCGGGGACCAUUAGGUACAAUCUCGAUCCAUUCAACGAGCACUCUGACAAUGCUCUAUGGGAGGCGCUGGAUCGUGCCUCUCUCAAGCCUAAAAUUGCUGAAAUGGAUGGCAAACUGGAUGGAGCUGUAACCGAAGGUGGUGAAAACCUUUCUGUUGGGCAACGUCAGCUUCUGUGUUUGGCUCGAGCUAUGCUUCGACGUCCAAAGAUCCUGGUUCUGGAUGAGGUCACUUCUAAUAUUGACUACGAAACUGAUGCUACUGUUCAACGCGUAUUGCGAGAGGAUUUCGCCAAUACGACCAUUUUGACUAUUGCACAUCGUUUGAACACCAUAAUUGACUAUGACCGUGUCAUGUUAUUGGACUUUGGCAAUGUCAAAGAAUUCGAUUCGCCCGCUGCCCUUCUUUCCAUUGAAGGAUCUGCUUUUGGUGCUCUAGUAGAUGAGACUGGAGAACACAAUUCGAAAUUACUACGAGCUGUUGCCAUGCAGCCGCCAGCUGAUCGACGUAGGAGUGUUGUUGAGACAAUACUUCCAAAUGUUGGUAUUGUAGAGUAA